UGUUCCACAUAAUUACGAGAGAAACUGCUGUGUUUAGGACCUGGAGGACGCGGCGUCACUGCAGGGAGCUUCUGCAGAGACAGACAGAAACACAGACAGACAGACAGACAGACAGACACACAGACAGACAGGCUGUUUACCAGCUCACAGCUCAAAACAAGAGCACGACUGCGCUGUGUUUGGAGAGCAGUGUGGCUCCAUUUACCACAGGCUCUUCCCUUUAAACAGAUCGUUUUCGUUUCGAGUCAUCAUAAAUAAUAAUUCUUCUUGUUGUAGACAGCAUCUACGAAUGAAAAUGUUUCAACUGCUGUACUUUGUGUUUCUGCUGAGCUCUGGUUUGGUGGACUGUUGGUCUGUUGUUGAAGGUGAUUUGUUCCCCCCAGAGUGUGUAAGAUCUAAUGGAGAGGACUAUAGGGGAAUUCAACAGAAGACAUCCACAGGGAAUAUCUGCCUCAACUGGAAGAGUCUCAACUCACAGACAGAUGUUGGAGAUCACAAUUUCUGCCGCAACCCAGAUGGUUCAGAGAAGCCCUGGUGCUAUGUCUCCGGGUCCGAUGGAGCAACCAGAAAAGAAGCAUGUGAUAUUAGGACAUGCCAAGACCAAAACUCCACAGAAGCCACAACUCCAGAAGAGUCGGUCCCCACUCAGGGACUCACCCCAAGGAUGGUGGAAACCUUCGAAAACGCUGACUCCUUCCCCUCGCAGGUGGAGGGUGCGGCGGUGCAGCCCGUGAAGGGAGUCCAACAGCAGGUCAGGAGUGGACCCAAGAAGAAGAAAGACCUUGGGACUCUCGGUUAUGUUCUGGCCGUCUUCAUGAUGGCCAUUAUCAUCCUACUUGGAGGUGGCAUCACAAUGGGAUACUUCUACAAACGGGGUCGUGACCUCAAGAAACAGCACGAGCAGCGGGUUUAUGAGCGUGAGAUGCAUCGCAUCACUCUUCCUCUCUCAGCCUUUGCCAACCCCACCUGCGAGCUGGUGGACGAGAACACCAUCGUCAUCACGGCUGAACCCAACAACCAGACCCCCACUCAGGAGCCCGUCGAGGGGGCCGACCCCCUCAUGGGGACAGCAGGGACCCCUGGAGCCUGAUGGAGGAACAGGAUGAGCACCUGGAAAGGUGUCUUGUUAAGACAUGUCUAUGCAGUAUUGCAGAAUCUCAGAGGACCAAACCCCAUGUCCACCUUCCCUCUGCCUGUCGUCUCUUUUCUCUUUACCUUGCCUUUACAGCACGGUUUCACAGUAAAGGUAGGGCAUAUGCCUUGAGAGAGCGGUGGAAAGCUUUUU
Messenger RNA from Sinocyclocheilus grahami, 1285 nucleotides. RefSeq names its product phosphoinositide-3-kinase-interacting protein 1-like. The coding region runs from base 290 to 1090 and encodes 266 amino acids. NCBI's taxonomy places the organism in Eukaryota, Metazoa, Chordata, Actinopteri, Cypriniformes, Cyprinidae. The record is from RefSeq and is a predicted model, not a curated record. The transcript has 6 exons.